AUGGUGGGUGGUGGCAGUUCCAAAUCCGACAUCUCCUUUGCUGGCACUUUCGCCAGCAGUGCUUUCGCUGCAUGUUUUGCCGAGGUGUGUACUAUUCCUUUGGACACUGCAAAAGUUAGGCUUCAGCUUCAAAAACAGGCUGUAAUUGGUGAUGUGGUGGCCUUACCUAAAUAUAGGGGUAUGCUUGGAACCGUUGCAACCAUUGCCAGGGAAGAAGGUCUUUCAGCACUUUGGAAGGGGAUUGCGCCAGGAUUGCAUCGUCAAUGUUUAAAUGGAGGUUUAAGAAUUGCUUUAUAUGAGCCGGUUAAGAAUUUCUAUGUUGGACCUGACCAUGUUGGAGAUGUUCCAUUGUCCAAGAAAAUUCUCGCUGGAUUUACAACUGGUGCUAUGGCAAUUGCAGUGGCCAAUCCAACAGAUCUUGUGAAAGUUAGACUUCAAUCUGAAGGAAAAUUGCCCCCUGGUGUGCCCAGGCGCUACUCUGGAUCUUUAAAUGCUUAUUCAACAAUAGCCAGACAGGAAGGAGUUGGAGCUCUUUGGACUGGGAUUGGUCCCAACAUAGCAAGAAAUGGCAUCAUUAAUGCUGCUGAAUUAGCCAGCUAUGAUCAAGUGAAACAGACUAUUUUGAAAAUUCCAGGAUUCACCGACAAUGUUUUAACUCAUCUUCUUGCUGGUCUCGGAGCAGGGUUUUUCGCAGUCUGUGUUGGCUCCCCUGUUGAUGUGGUCAAGUCAAGAAUGAUGGGAGAUUCUAGUUACAAAAACACCCUUGAUUGUUUCAUCAAGACAUUAAAAAAUGAUGGACCUUUUGCUUUUUAUAAAGGAUUCAUUCCAAAUUUUGGACGGCUAGGAUCCUGGAAUGUGAUCAUGUUUUUAACUCUAGAACAGAGGUCACAAAACCCAAAAUUUGCAAAAGAAUUUUUAUUGGGCUAUUUUCAAUCUCAUUUUUGUAUUUUUGUUUUCUGUGACAGGCUAAAAGGUUCGUCAAAAAUCUGGAAUCAGCAUGAGUUAGCUGCGGAAUUUUUCCAGGAACGCCAUCAAAUGCAAUGGACAAUGUCAAGAAAAUAA
Sphenostylis stenocarpa is the source of this 1062-nucleotide messenger RNA. The record is from the annotation of a GenBank genome assembly. Lineage: Eukaryota; Viridiplantae; Streptophyta; Magnoliopsida; Fabales; Fabaceae.